Molecule: messenger RNA, 267 nt
Organism: Opisthorchis viverrini
Lineage: Eukaryota; Metazoa; Platyhelminthes; Trematoda; Opisthorchiida; Opisthorchiidae
Exons: 1
Source: RefSeq, a predicted model, not a curated record
AUGAAUACCAUAUGCCCAAUGGAUGAGCUAUCGGGGGCGCCACUGGUACCGUGGAAACUGGAGGGAACAGCUCCACAGGCCCCGAUCGCUGAGUGCCGAUGGAUCACGAAUGAGGCUACCAACGGGGAGUCAGAUCCAGGAACGCCAAAGCUCUCCAAGCGACUCACAAUUAUUUCAUUCGGUAUCAGUUAUAUGACCUCUGAGAAGUCAAAUAACAUGCAGUCUAUCGCUUGUUCGUCUGCAGAAAUGAAGGAGACGUCGGCGAAA